Messenger RNA from Aureobasidium pullulans EXF-150, 441 nucleotides. RefSeq lists its product as uncharacterized. Bases 1 to 441 code for a protein of 146 amino acids. The record is from RefSeq and is a predicted model, not a curated record. The transcript is spliced from 2 exons. Lineage: Eukaryota; Fungi; Ascomycota; Dothideomycetes; Dothideales; Saccotheciaceae.
AUGGCCGCCUGGAUGGCCUCGUCCGAGCCCAAGACGGUUUCAGCCUUCGAGACUCUGGUUGCACGUGAAUUGGGCUUUGCUCUGCUCUUGUGCUCCUUCCUUGCACUGCUCUUCUCUGGCGAGCUGCACCGUCUCUGGGACGAUGCUGAGAACGUGCCGGGCGCUUCUGCCACCGCCGUCUCUCCCUACUCCUCGGCCACCACCAUCGCAACCCUGCUCUACCACCUCUCGACCGGUAUCCUGAUGUACAUCUCCAGCACCAACGCUCAGCUUUCUGGAAUACUAGUCGCCGGCGCUUUGUCACACAUGAUGCUCGGUGUCGCAGGACUGCUGGUCCUGGUCUUUGCAAAUGAUGGAAAGAUCAGCAAGCGCACCGGCGCUGACAAGAGAACUUCGGGCUUCAUGUUCAAGAACAACGCUCAUGUUCAGAAGCACUCGUAA